CACCUAUUGUAGGGCUGAGCUGUGGCAUCACUCGCUGAGUGCUGCAUCCCCUCCACCCUAAAUCUGGAUGGGAUAUUGGCAUGAGCUGGCAUGGCACCUACUGGUACCACCAUGGUGCCAGUAGGCAGCACCAGCCAAAAUCCUGCUCACCCUGCGAUGGGAUGGGCACCCACUGCAUGCAGAGGGGAAGCAUUCCUCCUCUGGCACCUCCUCACCCUUGCAGGGUGCCAUUGGCUGGGAAACCAGUGUCUGUGGGGACCAGGGAUGGUGGCAGUGGCUGUGCCAGAGCUCCUGUGGGGGUAGCGCCAAUGUCCCGGUGCUGCUGCAGAGGUGGCACCAAUGUCCCUAGGGUUGCAGGGAAGGGGAGCACCCUGGAGGGGCAAUGGGAUUCUCCUCCAUCCAUGGAAGGACAAGGGGCAGGGGUGUCCCUGGUCAUGGUGAGUAGCCCUGGCACCACGGUGGGUGUUUGUUUUACUUGGCACACCAGGGACCGGUGAGGGCUUUACUUUGUUUCCCUGGUUGCUGCCAGCCUUGGCCUGGCUCCUGUGCUGUCCGUCUGUCUGUUGGGUGCUGUCAGGAGCCUCCUGUGCCUCUCCCAGCCGGGGUGACCCCAUCACCUCCUGUUCUUGCGCUGAACCCAGCACUGACUUUUAAUAGCCAGGGGGGACAUGGCAGUGGCAUGCAGCUUUGCAGCGUCCCUGUUCAUCCCCUCCUUCCUCUCCUAACCCCAAAAACUCCCUUUUAAUGGGAUUACACUUCAGUGGUGCCCAGGGAAGGAUGCGGGCAUGUUGCAGCAGAGCCUGGAUGGUGACCAAGACCUUGUCCCUCACCAUCCCUGCCCUGUCUGCUGCCCUCCAUUGCCCAGCAACUGCAGAGACCCACUUCAGGCUGAGACUUCAAAAGUUCCUUUUUCUUUUCUCCCCCUCCCGUCACAUUUUCUUUUAUCUAAAUCCUCGCCUGCGAAAGCCUCUAUCGACAGCUGCGCUGGCCUUAUCUCGCCGGAGGGACCUUCGCAGGGCUCUCGGAGGAGAUAAGCCCGACUUAUCAGCCACUGAUGUCAGAGGAGGUGCCAAACCCUCCCGUCACUGGGGCUUUAGACAUAGAGGGUGGUGUUUUUUAUUAAAGUCACGAAGACCUUGGGCUUAUAAAUAGUGUGAUGUCGAGAUGGAUUAGCCGGGUGUGGGGUGGGAAGGAGUGGUGGGAGAGGGGAAGAAUGGACUUGUGGCUGCCCCAUCCCUGAAAGUGUUCAAGGCCAGGUUGGACAGGGCUUGGAGCAACCUGGUCGAGUGGAAGGUGUCCCUGCCCAUGGUGGAAUGGGAUGAACUUUAAGGUCCCUCCCAACACAAACCAUUCUGAAGUUCUAGAUGGUGACAGGGUUGUGGGAUAUGGGGUGAGGGCUUCUGGGGGACCCUGCUCCAGGUGUCCACAAGGGACUUUGCUUCUGGUGGGAAUGUCUUGCCAUGUACAGCGGUGCUGGCUGGAUGAUGGUGGAUCCACAGCCUGGGCAGAGGCCAUGCGGAUUCGGGGCGUUCCGGCAAAACUGCUGAGUGUUGCCUUUCCUGCCACGAAAAAGCCAGAGCAGCUUGAACUAAAUCGGAUCCUGCUGAUUGGAAUUAGUUCAAAUGCAGAUGGAGCUAACUAAGCCGGCGCUAAGCGUUGGACAGCCCAGCGCCCAAUUCCCAUCAGCUGAUUCAGGGGCUUUUCUGAGCGGCAUUAACGAAAUGCCACCGUGGCACAGAUGCCCAUUGUGCCGGGCGCCCACCCUCCCGCCCACGGGCACUCUGGGAGCUUGGGGCACCCAGCAGGGUGCCAGGGUGGACAGAUGGGUGGUGUUGUGGCACCAGAGCCCUCAUGGUUCUGAGUGUGCCCGUGAAGUGCAACAUAGCUGUCGGAAUAAUCAUCUCCCCUGUGAGGCGCCGGGAGAUGGGGGCAGAGGCGGGGUCUGAAUUAAUCGGUGGCUUUAUUCAGUUUGGCAGGUGGCUCCUGCAUCUCAGUGAUGCUCCAUGGGCAGGGCUGGGAUGGCUCCAGGAGGGUGCUGGGCUGUGUAUGGCAGUGGUGGUGACAACUUGUGCCAGCGUGGGGGUGUCCCCAGGGACAUUGCUGGGCCACAGAGUCAAGGGUGCCCUCAGCUGCUGUGACAGGUCACCAGCAUCUCCCCGGACCAGGGCUGCGCCUGUGCCGUCCCUGUGCCAGCACAUGGUUUUGGUGACCCCCUGGGUGCUUUCCUCUUGCCUUUCCUGUGCUGUCACAUGGAUUCAGUGAUCCCCUGGGUGCUUUCUCCUUGUUCUCAGCUGUUUGCCCCAGAGACCAUCAGGGACCUGAUCCUCAUCCAGCAAUGGCACGAGCCGCCCACGGUGCCCGUGUCUGCCAGGGACACGGGUCAAUGUCCCCGUGAGGAGCUGCCUCUCCGCAGGGAGGAGGUGACGUCCAUUGCUAAUCGGCCAGAUGGUGACACCCAGCGGGACGCCAGCCCUGAGGUCACCGCAGAGCUGGGGCUCAGGGUGCGGGGCGGCAGCGCCCGCCAGGAAACCCAGACCAUGCUGGCCUGCCUGCAGAGGACCCAGAACCCCCCAGCCCAACACCUCCCCUGCCCCAACAAGGCGCUGGAGCCGCGCAAGUGUGAGACGGUGGCACCGAUGCAUUCCCCGCGCUACCCCAGCCCCGCCGAGCUGGACGCCUACGCACAGAAGGUGGCCAACAGCCCACUGACCAUCAAGAUCUUCCCCACCAACAUCAGGGUCCCCCAGCACAAGCACCUUAACCGGACGGUCAAUGGCUAUGACACCACAGGGCAGCGGUACAGCCCCUACCCCCUGCACGCCGGCGGCUACCAGGGUCUGCUGGCCAUUGUCAAAGCCUCCAGCAAAAGCGUGGUGAAGAACUCGGAGGGGAAGCGGACUAAGCUCUCGCCCGCCCAGGUGGGCGUCGCUCCCUACCCCGCCUCAAGCACUUUAGCUCCAGGUCCCUCCUGCGCCGGGCAGCUGAGCUACCACAGCAGCCAGAAGCAGCUGGAGGGUCCUGUGCCCAAUGUGACGGUGGCGGCCUCGGUGCUGCCGCUGGCGGGCAGGAGCCUGGCCCUGCCACCCUCCAACCUGCCCUCCAUCCAGAGCAUCAUCUACCAGAUCAAUCAGCAGUGCCAGGCGCAGGGUGCCCAGCCGGGCUGCCCGGCCGUCGUGGCCGCCCACCCCAGCCCAGCCAAGCACGGCGCCUUCGGCACCGCCUACGCCGGCACCGUCCUGCCCGAGUGCCGCAAGGGCGCCGACCUGGCACUGGGCUCCAACCCGGCCACUGCCCUGGGACCCAAGGCAGGCAUCUACCCCGAGGGCAUGGACUACCUGGUCUGGCAGCAGAAGCAGCAGCAGCAGCACCUGCGAAUGUACAGCGGGGGCAGCGGUGGUGGGGGGGCUCUCAGCAAGUCCCCCGAGACGUGCGCGGGCGCCUCGCGCCCCUACGGCCUGGGCGGUGUGGCUGAGAAGGUGAGCUCGUCCCCCUUGAACUGCAUGCACGGCAACUUCUCAGUGGGGCAGUACUUCGCUCCCCCUUGGAACAGCAUCCUGGUGACCCCCAACAGUGACUGUUACAACCCGCCGGAGUUGGGGGCCGGGCCCCGCGAGCUGGGGGUGCCCCCGGCUGAGGGGCUACCCAGCAAGACGCUCUGCAAUACCUCCAUCCUCAGCAGCAGCCUCCAGUCCCUGGAGUAUCUCAUCAACGACAUCCACCCGCCCUGCAUCAAGGAACAGAUGCUGGGCAAGGGCUACGAGACCGUGUCUGUGCCAAGGCUCUUGGACCACCAGCACGCCCACAUCCGCCUGCCCGUCUACAGAUAAGGGACCGAUGCUGCUCUUCCCAAACCCAGGGCGAGGACUUUGGCACGAGCCGCGCUCCCCUCCGGCACUGUGCCGGUACUGGACCGCGGAAGCGAGGGCGGGGGGACAGGGAGGGGGACACGAGGUCGGCUGCCUAAAGGGCUCCUGGGACACUGGCAUUUCACCGGGGUCCCCAAACUGGAUACACCCGCGACCUGCUGGAAGCCGAGGCUGAAGGACUGCUUGUCUAUAUAGCUCAGAAAUCAUUUUAUCUCCACGAAUGUGAACAGGGAAUUGCUACGAGUUGCUGCUAUCCAGGGAGGGGAGGCUCUGCCACGCACUGGCAGCGCCGGGUCCGUGCGGGACAGAGCCCUGUGCUGUGGCUGGCCAGGAGGCUCCAUGGUGGGUUCUGGCCCAGCUGUGGCCAGGAGGCUCCAUGGUAGCCAGUCCUAGUCCAGUGGUGGCCAGGAGGCUCUGUGGUAGCCAGUCCUAGCCCAGUGGUGGCCAGGAGGCUCUGUGGUAGCCAGUCCUAGCCCAGUGGUGGCCAGGAGGCUCCAUGGUGGCUGGUCCCAGCCCAGCCAUGGCCAGGAAGUUCCACAGUGGCCAGUGCCAGCCCAGUGGUGGCCGGGAGGCUCCAUGGUGGCCAGUCCCAGCCUGGUGGUGGCCGGUCCCAGCCCAGUGGUGGCCAGGAGGCUCCAUGGUGAGCAGUCCCAGCCCAGUGGUGGCCGGUCCCAGCCCGGUGUGUGGCCGGCGUGUGGCCGCAGGGAGCUGCCACCUGACCUGUAGCUGAAGUCCGUAACUUGCACUGCUUUGAUUAAAGCUAAUAACUGGGGACAGUCUGGAGGCUAUUUAAGAAAAACACUUGAAAACUUGAACAGAUUUUUUUUGUUGUUUUUUUUGUUUUGUUUUGUUUUUUUUUAAUUUUUUUUUUUAGUUGACUAGGCUGUACAUCUACGUGUUGGCUGCUACAGAGUCUCCUCCCACCCCUCUUCCUCCUCAUCCUCCUCCUCUCACCUGGCCCGGCAGUGGCCACUGGCUCCUAUUCCCACUCAACCAGGAGGUUCAGGACCCCCUCUCCCCCUGGAACCCCCCGGCACUCACACUUCCAGGCUGUUUUAUUUCUCCCCCUUACUGUCAGUUCUACCUUGGUUCUGGGUUAGAGGUGACCAUGGUACCAGGGCACUCACAUACCUCCUUUUUUUCUCUUUUUUUUUUUUAAAAAAACCCCAAACAAUUCCAAAAUGCUCAUUAUGGUCCGUUAUUCACUCUGUGUAAUUCUGUGUUUAAUAGAUUUGUUCAUUUAAAAAAGGCUCCUCACCACUAAAUACAAAGUGUUUUGAUGUUUAAAGGUAAAAGAAGAAUAAUAUCCCGAUGAAACCCAAGGUGAUUGUGCUCGGAAAAGAGGUACUGUAUCCCUGAAAGCCUGUUCAAGCACUAAGUGCAUUUACAAAUCUCUGAGAAUGUUUUUUUUUUAUACUAAAAUUGACCAUUAUAUUCUACUGUGAGAAGUGCUGGCUGCACUAUAUUGUUUUAAAAAUGAGAAAACAAAUGGAAAAAAAAAAAAAAGGUAAAAAAGAAAAAAAAAAAAAACCAACACAAAACCCGCAAGCCGUGUGUCCGGAUGGUGUUUUUCCCAAAGUAAAACCAGGAUCUCGCUGGA
This is a messenger RNA of Pseudopipra pipra, 5466 nucleotides long. It is a transcript of the gene FAM222A, whose product is annotated as family with sequence similarity 222 member A. Lineage: Eukaryota; Metazoa; Chordata; Aves; Passeriformes; Pipridae. The transcript has 3 exons. The record is from RefSeq and is a predicted model, not a curated record. The coding region runs from base 2250 to 3827 and encodes 525 amino acids.